GCCCUUAUGACGUAUUAUUUCUGCGACAGGACUGGCCUAUACGUCAGCACCGCGCCGUCCCCUGCCUCCUUUCUCUCGUCCUGAAGAUGGCGGCAGGGACUCUCUACACAUACCCAGAGAACUGGAGGGCCUUUAAGGCUCAGAUCGCUGCCCAGUACAGCGGGGCUCGUCUGAAGAUUGCGAGCACCUCCCCUGCCUUCACCUUUGGGCAGACGAACCGAUCGCCUGCUUUCCUCAGCAGCUUUCCUUUGGGCAAGGUUCCUGCUUACCAGGGUGAUGAUGGCUUCUGUCUGUUUGAGAGCAAUGCCAUUGCUCACUACUUGAGCAAUGAUGCCCUUCGUGGCAGCACUCCCCAGGCCAGUGCCCAGGUGCUGCAGUGGGUCAGUUUUGCUGACUCUGAGAUCAUCCCUCCAGCUAGUGCCUGGGUGUUCCCCACCUUGGGUAUCAUGCAGUUCAACAAACAGGCCACAGAACAGGCUAAGGAGGAGGUGAAACGCGUCCUUGCCGUCCUCAAUCAGCACUUGAACACUCGCACUUUCCUGGUUGGGGAGAGAGUCAGUCUGGCUGACAUCACUGUUGUCUGCUCUCUGCUCUGGCUCUACAAACAGGUUCUUGAGCCUGCUUUCCGUCAGCCCUACCCCAAUGUCUCUCGCUGGUUUUUGACCUGUGUCAACCAACCUCAGUUUAAGGCUGUUUUGGGCGAGGUCAAGCUCUGUGAGAAAAUGGCUCAGUUUGAUGGUACGUUUCUCAAACCUUCUUGCUGUGUAGUUUUUGCUCUUCAGCUUGAACUUGAAUUGAAGUGCAGAAAAUCAGGCUGUUCUUUUAUCAUGGAUGAGUUCAAGAGGAAAUACUCCAACGAGGACACCCUGACUGUGGCAUUGCCUUACUUCUGGGAUCACUUUGAUCGCGAGGGCUUCUCAAUCUGGCAUUCCGAGUACCGCUUCCCUGAAGAGCUGACCAUGUCCUUCAUGAGCUGUAAUCUUAUCACAGGAAUGUUUCAACGACUCGACAAACUGCGUAAAAAUGCGUUCGCCAGUGUCAUCCUCUUUGGGGCGAACAAUGACAGCUGCAUCUCUGGUAUCUGGGUCUUCAGAGGCCAGGAUCUUGCGUUUACGGUGAGUGAUUACAUGUACCCAUAACCCAUGUUUUGUGUC
Sinocyclocheilus rhinocerous is the source of this 1154-nucleotide messenger RNA. Its product is annotated as elongation factor 1-gamma-like. The coding region runs from base 87 to 1139 and encodes 350 amino acids. The record is from RefSeq and is a predicted model, not a curated record. Gene Ontology annotation, biological process: translational elongation. Gene Ontology annotation, molecular function: translation elongation factor activity. Gene Ontology annotation, cellular component: nucleus; cytoplasm. NCBI's taxonomy places the organism in Eukaryota, Metazoa, Chordata, Actinopteri, Cypriniformes, Cyprinidae. The transcript is spliced from 8 exons.